Aspergillus melleus is the source of this 1150-nucleotide messenger RNA. RefSeq lists its product as uncharacterized. The record is from RefSeq and is a predicted model, not a curated record. The transcript has 2 exons. The coding region runs from base 260 to 892 and encodes 210 amino acids. NCBI's taxonomy places the organism in Eukaryota, Fungi, Ascomycota, Eurotiomycetes, Eurotiales, Aspergillaceae.
AGUCUACCACUUGCCUCAUUUCGGAUUUUGCCCUUGAUCUUUCAUGCCACUUAUUCUUAUCCCCGCCCAUACAAAUUCCCACAGAAAGAAGCUUGUGCUUCAAGGAUAAAUAGGUUGCGGAUUCCCGAAAUUCUGAGAGUAGGUCUCAAGAAACAGCAAUUCUCUCCAAUGCCUACACAAACGCUUCCUGAAUUGAUCUUUCGAUACUUUCCCUCAUUUAUCAUAUACAGUUUGAUCUUUUUCAACGCCUACCAGUACUAUGUUGCUUAUGAGGACUGCAGUCUCGGCAAUCGCCUUAUCUUUACCAAUCUUGGCUGUUGGAUCGCCAUCGCUUUCUUCUAUCAAAGGCCAGCCUCUACCAGACCGGUGGCACCAAAUUAAUCUUGCCGAUGAGAAUGGUAUCGAGUAUCCUGAGUAUGCUCAGUCCCUCCUAAUGGACCCAACUGGCAAUAUCACCGAAGUUGAUCUUGAGACGCGUCGUCCGGCAGAUGUCUGUACCUAUAUCAUGACGGCAAGUGCCUGUCUCAACAUUGCAAGCUAUGCGGUCGGUUGGGCAAAGUCAAUGGGACAGAUAAUCAAGGACCUCUCGGAUAGCCAUAACUGUGGUGUUAUUGAUGGUACCUAUCGGGAUAUCAGAUACGAGUUUUAUGCGACAGGCCGCCACUGCGACACGACUUCCCAACAGAAAACCAUUGCCGGUGCGAUCAACAAAUACAUCCACAAGGUUGACAAUGGACGCCUCUGUCAUACUGAAUGUUUGCGCAUUACGCAUGGUGGCACCUAUGCUGGAUGGCUGAAGGUCGGCCCCAAGAACAGCUUCAAAGCAAAUGCCUACUGUGGUGUCCACUUGAACUUUGAUCAUUGCAUCUCCGGCGGCAACAACGAUAUCUAAGCUACUCUUUGGGCUUCUAUACUUCUACUGGCUUUGCUGCUCACCUAUCAGGGUGCCUUUCCACGGUUGCAUUGGUGAAUGGAAGUAUAUUUGACGGAUGGUGGUGUGGUUGGGGGAAAUCCUGGUGGACUCUUUCUGUAUUUAGCUUUGAAUCAGUAGUGAAAGAUGCACAUUCAGCAUAGGCAUGAAUUAAGGAUUCUAUAUACUGUGAUUUAUUUUGGAAGUGUGGUGAUAAUUUGGUUUUAACCAGUCAUCCUG